AGGAUUUGGAGUUUCAUGGAGUAAUGAGAUUCUACUUUCAAGACAAAGCAGCUGGAAAUUUUGCAACAAAAUGUAUCCGUGUCUCUAGUACUGCCACAACUCAAGAUGUGAUAGAAACUCUUGCAGAGAAGUUUCGACCAGACAUGCGAAUGUUGUCGUCCCCUAAAUACUCACUUUAUGAAGUGCAUGUCAGUGGAGAAGAAAGAAGAUUAGAUGUAGAUGAGAAGCCUCUUGUUGUACAGUUAAACUGGAACAAAGAUGAUCGAGAGGGAAGAUUUGUUCUCAAGAAUGAAAAUGAUACGCUUCCUCCAAAGAAGGCUCAGAGUAAUGGCCCUGAAAAACAAGAAAAAGAGGGAGUAAUUCAGAAUUUCAAACGAACUCUCUCAAAAAAAGAAAAAAAAGAAAAAAAGAGGCGUGAAAAAGAGGCAUUGCGACAAGCAUCUGAUAAAGAUGAUAGACUACUUCAUGGGGAUGAUAUUGAGAAUUCUCGCCUUGCAGCUGAGGUUUACAAAGAUAUGCCAGAGACCAGCUUCACUCGCACAAUAUCUAAUCCCGAGGUGGUUAUGAAACGGCGGCGACAGCAAAAACUAGAGAAGAGAAUGCAGGAAUUUCGCAGUUCUGAUGGCAGACCAGACUCAGGUGGGACGCUGAGAAUUUAUGCAGACAGUUUAAAACCAAAUAUACCGUACAAGACAAUCCUGCUGUCCACUACAGAUACUGCAGACUUUGCGGUUGUUGAAGCACUGGAAAAAUACGGACUGGAGAAGGAAAAUCCGAAGGAUUAUUGUAUUGCUCGUGUCAUGCUGCCUCCUGGUGCUCAGCACUCUGAUGAUAAAGGUGCUAAAGAAACUAUUCUUGAUGAUGAUGAGUGUCCACUGCAGAUAUUCAGGGAGUGGCCUAGUGAUAAAGGAAUACUAGUCUUUCAGUUGAAAAGGCGACCUCCUGAUUAUGUCCCAAAGAAAUCCAAGAAAAUACCUGAUGGAAAGCCAUUAAAGGGGAAGGAAAGAGUUGACGGGUCUGGCUAUGGCUCUUGCCUUCCUCCUGAGAAACUACCAUACCUGGUAGAAUUAAGCCCAGGGAGAAGGAAUCACUUUGCCUACUACAACUAUCACGCUUACGAAGAUGGUUCUGACUCCAGAGAUAAGCCAAAGCUCUAUCGUCUACAAUUAAGUGUCACUGAAGUUGGAACUGAAAAAUUUGAUGAGAAUUCCAUUCAGUUAUUUGGUCCAGGAAUUCAGCCUCAUCAUUGUGACCUCACUAAUAUGGAUGGAGUUGUUACUGUAACCCCAAGAAGCAUUGAUGCCGAAACCUAUGUGGAAGGUCAGCGUAUUUCAGAGACCACUAUGCUGCAAAGUGGAAUGAAGGUUCAGUUUGGGUCAUCUCAUGUGUUUAAGUUUGUGGAUCCCACUCAGGACCAUAUUAUUGCUAAAAGACCUAUUGAUGCAAGUCUUAUGGUCAAAGGUCCAAGACACAAAACUGGAGCUGUUCAGGAAACCACAUUUGAUCUGGAGGGAGAUGUUCACAGUGGAACAGCAUUACCAGCAAGCAAGAGCACCAGCAGGCUUGAUGGUGACAGGACAUCAUCAGCAUCCAGCACAGCCGAACGAGGAAUGGUGAAGCCGAUGAUUAGAAUAGAACAGCAGCAAGAUUACCGCAGACAGGAAAGCAG
This is a messenger RNA of Balearica regulorum gibbericeps (East African grey crowned-crane), 1669 nucleotides long. NCBI's taxonomy places the organism in Eukaryota, Metazoa, Chordata, Aves, Gruiformes, Gruidae. The record is from RefSeq and is a predicted model, not a curated record.